AUGUCUGAAAUGAACGGGGAGAAGAUGAAGUUAACAGCACUUUCUAUGAAACCAUCAAAACUUGCACUGGUAGCACCAGAUGUGGCACUUGAAAAGUAUAUUCAGAUAGGCUUAAGGCCGUCUCUUCGGAAAUUCGAUGAAUUCAGACCUGUUGAAGUUUCAUUUGCAGGACUAAGUACUUACGAGAAAAAGAAGAAAAGCAACAAGCACAGCAAAAUUAUAGGAUCAUCAGUGGUAAAAUGUGGACCGACUGUUGUUGUUUGUUCUGUCAGUGCUGGAAUAGUCGAGGACUCUCAAGAACUAACAAAUGAUUACAGACUUAAGCUUGACAAGGGUAUAAUAGAUGCCGAGAGGGAUGAGAAUGGAAGUAUUCAGGCAAAUGGACCAGAAAAUGCUUCGAUCUAUACUGUGGUCGAAGUUUCAAAAGGACGAAAUGGCCCUCCAUUACCAGAGGAAAUGAGUGUGUCACAGUCGUUAUACGACACUAUAUUGCAUAGCGGAUUGAUCAAAAAAAGUAGUCUAAAGAUCAGACUAGGACUUAAAUCAAAGGAUAAAGAUGGAAGGCCGCAAAUUAUAAGGGGCGAGGAAAACGACGAGUUGAUAAAGGAAUUUGCUCCAUCAAAAACUUUCAGCUAUGUUCUUUAUUCUAAAAUCCAGGUGUAUUCACCAACCGGAUCGCUAUUUGAUUUAUGCCUUAUUUCGUUACUCAAGGCUCUUAAAGAAACAAAGCUACCCGAGGUAUACAUGACUGAGAAGACUGCUGGCACUCAAAUUUCCACAAAUGCGAGAAGCAGAGACAGUAUUAACAAUGGUGCUUUUAGCUCAAACUUGGAACAGUACAAUUUACUAUGCGAUCCAAAAAAUUCUCACCACUUGGAAGUACAAACGAAAAACUUAUUUUGGCCGUCAACAUUUGGAGUAGUAUUCAAUGGAGUAAAUGGUGAAAACAAGGAUGCUGAAGGGGAUUUGGAGAUGUCGCAGAAUAAAUCCCUGUCAUCGGCUUUGUUAGCUGAUCCUGAAGGAACUGCUGAGGAAGAAGCAACAAGGAAGAUCAAGGUACUACUAGACGGACAGGGAAAUAUAUUUGGCAUAGAGGUAAUAGGAGGAAUAACAGAAUCGACAGUUACAAAGGCAGAUAUUAAAAGGGCUAUUAAAAUUUCCCAGAUACGGGCAAAGGUUGAGUUGAAACAUUUAUAG
Messenger RNA from Brettanomyces bruxellensis, 1197 nucleotides. RefSeq lists its product as uncharacterized. Lineage: Eukaryota; Fungi; Ascomycota; Pichiomycetes; Pichiales; Pichiaceae. The transcript has a single exon. The record is from RefSeq and is a predicted model, not a curated record. Gene Ontology annotation, cellular component: nuclear exosome (RNase complex); cytoplasmic exosome (RNase complex). The coding region runs from base 1 to 1197 and encodes 398 amino acids. Gene Ontology annotation, biological process: nuclear polyadenylation-dependent mRNA catabolic process; U5 snRNA 3'-end processing; U4 snRNA 3'-end processing.